[Candida] anglica is the source of this 4935-nucleotide messenger RNA. Lineage: Eukaryota; Fungi; Ascomycota; Pichiomycetes; Serinales; Debaryomycetaceae. The record is from the annotation of a GenBank genome assembly.
AUUUAAUUGAAAAGGAAAGUAUAUAGUACAACAAAUCGCCAACUAUUAUUACUGGAUUUAUUCAAUUGAGAACUUAUUCGAAACAAGGAAGCUAGAAAGGGUAAUUACACUUGGGCAAUUGAAUAGAAUAAGAUCGACAAGAAUCCCCUCGCUUUAAAUUUCCACACCCCCACAGACAGCCAGCAAUUGUAAAGAAUAUGGCGAGAUUCCACACACUUACUUGGGGAGUUGUGUUGGUGCUUCUUCUAAACCUAGCACCGGGCUAUGCGUUUGAACCCAAGGUCCACAAGACAGAAAAGAAAGAGGUGGCGGAGGCAUAUGCUUAUUUUGAUGAUUCAACAACCAUUCUCGCAUUGAGACAUAAGAAACUUGAGGUUUGGAAUGAUGAUGCUGAAACCUGGUCAAAUGUAGGAGCCACCAAGGAUGAAAAAAUCAUACACUUGGAAAUGGAUCCAUUUCUCAGAACGAGAGCCUUUGCGUUCACUACGGAUAAAAACCAAUAUGUGACAUAUGAUAAGGGAAAGAACUGGCACAAGUUCUCCAUAAAGAACAGCAAGAAAGAGCACGUGAAAAUCGACUCUAUUCCCAAGGUUAUCUUCAAUGCCAAGAACCCAAACUAUGCCUUGUUUGAGUUUUACACUUGUGCUAAGGGCCAAUCAUUUUCGGAACUGUGUGAACAUGUCUAUUUUUACACCAAGGAUGGCUUUAAAAAUGAUCCAAUUCCUAUGGAUGCCAAUGUAAAUGUUUGUACCUUUGUGAGAUCAUCUUCGAAAUUUAGUGCUGCAAAGGAUGAAACGAUAAUUUGUUCUAGAAAUAAACUUAAUUCAUUCGGUCAUGUUGUCCUGUCUGAGUUGGUUAGAUCAGAUAACUUUUUCAAAUCUGAAGAUGUUAUUCACCAUGUUCUUUCUAAAACUGGGAAGAUCAUUGACGUCCGUAUGGAACAAAAUUUCGCUACAGUUGUUGUUCAAAAUGAUAAAUUCAAUUCAAAGUCAACUGUGUCACUUUUAGUUUCUACUGAUGCAACUCUGUUUGAAUUGGCUGAUUUGACGAUUGAUAUUUCAUAUGGAGUGAUGAACUUUGUUGAUUCAUCACCUCUGUCAUUAUUUUUGGCAGUCAUGGAGUACACCAACAAGGAUAAGAAAUAUUCUCUCACCUCUCUCUAUUCUUCUGAUUCAUCUGGUUUGAAGUAUAAAAAAUUAAUGAGUCGUAUUAAAGGUGGAACAAUCAUGAAAGUACAAAAUACUGAUGGUGUUUGGUUCGUUGAUGUUGCUGAAUCGGGAGAAAGCGGAAAGGGUAAAGACACUGGAAAGGGUCUUCUUGAUAUGCUUUUAGGUGGAGGUGGUCCAAGUAAAAACACAAAGUCCAUGAUAUCCGUUGAUGAUGGACUCACUUGGCAAAAAUUGAAAUUGAAUGGUGAUGAAUCUUGUGACAUCAAAGAUGAUUGUUCUUUACAAUUAUUAUCUCCAGCUGAAAGAGAUGGAGAAGGUAAAAUGGUCACUGGGCCAACACCAGGAAUCUUGAUGGGUGUUGGUAACAAGGGUAAAUAUGCUCAACAAGACAUCUCCAAGAUGCAUACAUAUGUAUCUAGAGAUGGUGGUAUUUCUUGGGACUUUGCCUUGGAUGAACCAUGUGUAUUUUCAUUUGGUGAUGGUGGGAACAUCAUCGUCGCUAUUCCUUACUAUGACACUGAUUAUUCCACCACUGAUACUGUUUAUCACUCAUUGGAUCAAGGGAAAACUUGGAAGAGCUCGACUCUUGAAGUCCCAAUUUAUCCGCUCACUUUAACUACUACAGUAGAUGGAAGUUCUACCAAAUUCUUACUUACUGGUUUGGUCGAUAAGACUCCAGAAGUUAAGGGUGACUAUAAAUUUACAGAAAUCAUUUAUGCACUUGAUUAUUCAGGUGCAUUCAAAGGGAAGAAGUGUACUUCUAAAGAUUUUGAAGAUGUGUAUGCAAGAGUUGUUGAUGGUGAGCCCAGCUGUAUUUAUGGUCAUAAGGAAAAAUUUCAAAGAAGGAAGCAAGAUGCUGAAUGUUUUGUUGACAAAGUUUUCCUGGAUAUUGAAGUUAUUGAAGAGCCAUGCUCUUGUACUGAUGCAGACUUUGAAUGCGCUCCUGGUUUCACCUUGGAUAAAGAAGGUAAAACCUGUGUCGUCGAUGAAGUUGCAAUCACGACAUUGUGUGCCAAGGAGAAGAAGAAGGAACUCUCUAUUCCCUCAAAACAACUUGUGAAUGGAAAUAAAUGUAAGACGGAUGGAAAGAAACUAAGUGAUUUUGUAAAAACCGAGAAAAUCUCGUGUACUGAUACCCCAACAGGUGGAGAUGAGAAGACUCCUGCCGGGCAAAAAGUUACUUCUAAAAUCUCAAAAUUUGAAGGGCAAAUUGUGGAAUAUACAUACUUUGAUCCUACCGAGAAGUCUCCUAGUGAGAAUAUUAUUGUGAAAACAAAUGAUUACAAGGUUUUUGCUUCCAAUGAUGGGGGUGCUAGUUUCGUGCGCAUUCCAGUGGAUGACGAUAUUGUUGGUUAUGUCACUGGUUACAUUCCUGGUCAAGUUGUUUUGCUCACCAAAACGGAAGUUUUCUACGUUUCUACCGAUGGCGUAAAUUACUUCAACAAGUACAAGGCACCUUCUGUUCCUAACAGUGUCAGCUCUAGUAUUAUUUCAUUCCAUAAAGAUCUGACUGAUCAUUUUAUUUGGUAUGCUAGCGAGAAUUGCGAAGAUAAAUAUAGUGAAAAGUGUAAAGUCAUUGCUUAUCAUACUCAAGAUGGGGGUGAUACAUUCGAAGAAUUGAAAUCAGGGGUUCAAAAAUGUGACUAUGUGUCUCCAUUCUUUGGCGAUGUUGCAACUGCCAAUAACAAUACUAUAUUUUGUUCCCUCGAAGAUCGGAAGGCAAGAUCUUUGAGUUUAGUGAGUAGUACAAACUUUUUCAAAGAUACAAAGGAAGUUUUCGACAAUAUUGUUGGAUAUGCUAUUACUGGAGUUUUUGUGGUUGUUGCUACCAUUAAAGAUGAUAAAUCUUUGAUGGCUAAAGUGACGGUUGAUGGUUCUACUUUUGCAGACGCAGACUUUCCUGCUGAUUUCAAGAUCAGUCCAAGUCAAGCAUAUACUGUACUUGAUUCAGAAUCCCACUCUAUAUUUUUACAUGUCACCACUAACGGAAAAGAUGGGCAACAACUUGGAUCUAUUCUUAAAUCAAACUCCAAUGGAACCUCUUACGUUUUGUCCUUAGAUAAUGUCAACAGAAACGGAAUCGGCUACGUCGAUUAUGAUAGAAUUGAUGGCUUAGAAGGUACCAUCAUAGCUAAUACUGUUUCCAAUGUCGAUGACGUGUCUAAUAACCGUGAACCUAAAAGAUUGAAGACUCAAAUUACGCAUAACGAUGGGGGUGAAUGGCAAUUUAUUACCCCUCCGCAAAAGAGCUCAAAUGGUAAAAAAUACAGCUGUAUUGGGUCUCUGGUUGCAAAGUGCUCAUUGAAUUUGCAUGGAUUUACUGAAAGAGCAGAUUAUAGGGACACUUUCUCUUCUACCUCAGCUACUGGUCUUAUCAUUGGUGUUGGAAAUGUUGGUGAGUACUUGGAACAUUAUGAUAAAGCAGCCACCUUUUUGAGUAGAGAUGGUGGUAUUACAUGGCUGGAAAUUGCUUCUGGUGUUAACAUGUGGGAAUACGGAGACCAUGGUACGAUUUUAGUGAUUGUCCCAUCCACUGAGCCUACUGAUACUCUUAAGUAUUCCUUAGACGAAGGACUCACUUGGAUAGAUUUCAAGUUUGCCGAAGAACCAGUUAAAGUAUUAGACUUGGCUACCAUUCCUUCUGACACGUCCCGGAAAUUUGCUAUUUUUGCUGUAUCCAAGUCUGAUCAGAGUCAUACACUCUCCUAUUCUAUUGAUUUCACUAAUAUUCAUCAGAGACAAUGUCAAUUGGAUUUAGAUAAUCCAAAUAGUGAUGAUUACGACUUCUGGACUCCAAGACACCCCAACCUUCCUGACAACUGUCUCUUCGGGCAUGAAGCUCAAUACUUAAGGCGUGCAGUUGGUCAUAAUGAUUGUUUCAUUGGUAGUGCACCCUUGAAAGAAGGUUUCAAGACUAUCAGAAACUGUUCUUGUACAAGAAGAGAUUUUGAGUGUGACUAUAACUACUUUAGAGAUACUGAUGAUACAUGUAAAUUAGUUGCUGGUUUGUCCCCAACUGAUCGCCAAAAUGAGUAUUGCAAGAAAGAGAAUGCUUUUGAGUACCUUGUUCCUACUGGAUAUAGAAAAAUUCCAUUGUCAACAUGUGUCGGAGGUAAAUCUUUCGACAGUUGGGAUUCAAAGCCAUGCCCUGGUAAGGAAAAGGAAUUCAACAAGCAUUAUGGUAAAGAACUAUCUGGCACAAAGGCACUCUUGGUGUUGAUAAUUCCUCUCUUCGUAUUUUUAUUUUCCGUCUGGUUUGUGUACGAUAGAGGUAUUCGUCGUAAUGGUGGUUUUAAACGACUUGGCCAAAUCAGAUUAGAUACAGAGGACGACGAUUUUCAGCCUAUAGAAAACAAUGCAGUUGAUGUUGUAGUUAACAAAAUUGUUAGCGGUGGUAUUUUUGCUGUUGCAGGAGGUAUCGCACUUUUCAAGACUUUAAGGAAAGUGGAUAAGUUGAUGUUUGAUAAAUUAGUCUCACUGAUUUUCCGUCGUGGAGUUAGUCGUAGAAAUUAUGUCCAUGUUCCUGAUAUUGACGACGACGAAGAAUUGUUUAACGAUUUCCGCGAUGACUACGAGCUGGGAUUACCUGAUGAUGAUGGCCAUUUCCGAGAUGAAGAAGAUCUUUCGGAAUUCCAAAGUAAUGACCAGGAUGCCACGGAAGUUGACUCAAGAUUAUUCAAUAUUGAUGAUCAAUCUGAUGAUGACCUUUCCAGCGGCCGUUAGAGAUGAGAUCUACAUAGAUAAAAAUAAAUGUUAAAGGUAUUUA